AUGUCUCAUAUACUACCGAACAAUUCCAAGGGCGGCAAGGGCAGCGAUGGUGUCGAUCCCUCUAUCGUUACGACCGUAAAGGUGGCAGACCCUUGGACUGUUGAAAAGGCGCUGGCGACGAUUUCCAGACCCGCCGAGGGCUCAACGUCCCCUAUUGCCUUCUUCCACCUGUUGGAGCGCCUCAAAACCACGAAGCGAGCGGGAUGGUUGCGGUGCGAAUCGGUCGCGGAUCACUCGUGCAGGAUGGCCAUGAUGGCAGCAGUCCCGCCCCCGUCUCUUGCACACCAGCUCGAUAUCGCAAAGUGCAUCAAGAUGUGUCUGUUCCACGACACGGCCGAGUUACUGGUCGGUGACCUGACGCCUGCAGACGGUGUCCCAAAGACGGAGAAGCAUCGAAGAGAGACCGAGACGAUGAGUUAUAUUGAGGGGAAGGUGCUCGCCAACGUCAAUGCUGGCGUCGCGGGACAGGAAAUUAUGGCCCUAUGGCGGGAGUUUGAGGACGCUAAGUCUUUAGAGAGCCGCUUUGUCCAAGAUCUUGACAAGAUCGAGUUGCUCCUCCAAAUGGUGGAGUACGAACGUCGGGCGGAAGGGCGCCUGGAUUUGAGCGAGUUCACCUACGUGAAAACCAAGGUCUUGUUACCUGAGACCCAGGCCUGGGCGGAGGAGAUCAUCGGGGAACGAGAGGAGUUCCGGAAGGCCCACCAUGCUGUGGAGGCAGGCGCGAGCGACAUCAGGAUGAGAGUGAUGCAGGAUGCGUAUUACGGCAAUCAGCUAUAG
This is a messenger RNA of Parathielavia appendiculata, 777 nucleotides long. RefSeq lists its product as uncharacterized. The transcript is spliced from 2 exons. NCBI's taxonomy places the organism in Eukaryota, Fungi, Ascomycota, Sordariomycetes, Sordariales, Chaetomiaceae. Gene Ontology annotation, cellular component: cytoplasm. Gene Ontology annotation, molecular function: 5'-deoxynucleotidase activity. Bases 1 to 777 code for a protein of 258 amino acids. The record is from RefSeq and is a predicted model, not a curated record.